Molecule: messenger RNA, 453 nt
Organism: Microthlaspi erraticum
Lineage: Eukaryota; Viridiplantae; Streptophyta; Magnoliopsida; Brassicales; Brassicaceae
Source: the annotation of a GenBank genome assembly
AUGGCGUGUCCUCACGUGAGCGGCAUUGCGGCCCUACUCAAGGCGGCGCAUCCCGAUUGGACUCCGGCGGCGCAUCCCGAUUGGACUCUGGCGGCGAUUCGUUCUGCUCUAAUGACGACGGCCAGCAAAACCGGCAACGACGGAAAGCCAAUUAUCGAUAUCUCUACUCCCCAGAUCAGGACCGUCGCGAGACGUGAUUUCACCUGCGAUCCGAAGAAGACGUACAGAAUCGCCGACUUAAACUACCCUUCAUUUGCCGUCAGAAUCAACCAUUCACUCAGUGAAGGCGGCGCGUACAAGUACACGUGCGUCGUAACGAGCGUGGAGGAGCCGGAAAGUCAACGAGAAAAAAUCAUACACGGUCACGUUCACCGUGAAUACGUCGAUGCCGUACAGUGGUCAGACGGACGACACGUGGUCAGAAACCCCGUGGCACUAAGCUGGCCAUAUUGA